AUGGAUCAACCAUUCCCAAUUGGAGGCUCUGUGAGGAGGGCAAGAGAAAGGGCCGAGGCAGGCUUGCCAAGGGAAAAGAUCCAAUACACUGGCGGUAACAGGCCACAAGCACCACCGGGUCUGCAAUCACGAGAUGGUGGUAUCGGGCUGGCAAUAUCGAGGCCAACACCAGUGCCACAAUGGCCGCUCGCGGGUCCUUUAGCAUCACCGGCAUCGUCAGACGGAUCAGACAGAUACCGCCCGCCCGCCGGCAAGGUGCCGCCGCAAAGACCACCGCGCCCAAGCAGAGUGCCAUCCAUAUUAGACGGCUCGCGCGUCCAGGAUCCUACGCCAGUCUUUCAAUACACACCACAACAAGAAAGAGCAUCCCAACUCUCCGUGCCAGAGACACCAGCCACAUCAUCAUCGAGACCAACGACGACAUCAUCUGUGGGAUCAAUCCCGGAUUUCCCUUUACCCGUAGCCACGCCGUCGGCAUUGCCACGAAGGAGUGUGAAUCUAGGCCCGCCACCCUCCUCGAGAAGAGGCAAUUCGGCCUUCUACUCGACCAACUCCUACGUUUCUCCCAUUCCCGAAGAAAGUCCUCGGACAAGAUCGCAUGCCUCUUAUGCAUCGAGCGCUGCUAUCCCAGAAAGCUAUGGAACAUUAUCUCCUGGGCUUCAAGAUGACCUAUACUACGAUGACGUGAUAGCCGAGGAGUCUGUGUACAGUGACGACGAUGCGGAUGAGAGGGGCUUGGUGAGAAGCGCUAGCAUAGGGAAACGGGGAAAGCCAUCGAUAAUAACGACGAAAAGUGCAAUCUCGGAAAAGGGAGAAAUGGUUCCAAUCGUGUUGCCCAUGCGGCCGUCGCCCAAGCCACAACAGUCGACACCGUUUCAAGAUGGGACGGGAUUCAUCGAGGGGUCAUCAGGUUCAUCGUCAGAAAACGAUUCCUCGGACAGGUUACCCACGGUGGGCACAGCUUUGACGACGGACAACAUGCUUGGCGCUUAUGCAGCCGCGAGUGCUCAAGAUCCAAGUGCCAUCAGAAAAGUUGCAUCUCCAAAGCCGUACCGCAUGUCCGGGCUGCGCCGGCCGCCACGACUCGAUAUCGACGCAGUUCGCCAGGCCGAAGCAAGAGGCAGUUUGACGAGUUUACCCGAUCUCAUCAAGCGAGCGACUCGCUUAGCAGCCAUGAUGAGCGAAGGACGGAGGCCUGCCAGCCGCUUUGAUUUGGAUUUUCCCGAGGAGAUUUAUGGUCGCAAUGUUGGAAAGGAUGAUCUAGAAAAGCAUCAAUCCGGGCUCUCGGACAUGCUGGCUGCGUUCCCGCCUCCAGCCCAGGCGGCAAACGGUCGCAGAAGCAUGCGCCAGAGCACCACAUCGUGGCCACUGCCGUUUACUGGCAGGAAAUCCUACGUGGGAAGUCCUUUGGCGGAGCAACACAACAUGGACAGGACGCCACCACCAGAGGGUCGCCAAGAUCGGCCAAAGCGGCGCUGCUGCGGUCUCCCCCUGUGGGGUUUCUUGCUCUUGAUGUUUGCGUUAGUAGUGGUUAUUGCUGCCGCCAUCAUCGUCCCUCUGGAGUUCUUUGUCAUACAGAACCGCGAUGAAGCAUCGCCUACAGCACAGCCCGAGCUCUCAGACUGCCAGUCACAAAUCACCUGUGCGAACGGAGGCACGAAUAUAGUCACCGAUGGCGUCUGUUCGUGUAUUUGUACCAAUGGCUUCACCGGCAACGACUGCACAACGCUCAGCAGCGAAGGUUGCACCACUACGACCUUGUCUUCUACAGAUAGCACUUUGAGCAACGUGACGCUGGGUCAAGCCAUUCCGCGUCUUGUCCAAGAGGGCCAAACCAAUUUCUCUGUUCCCCUCUCAGCCACCACAAUACUUUCCAAAUUCAACGCGGCCAACCUCUCGUGCGUUGCGGAGAAUGCACUCGUGACCUUUGAUGGAUCAUCGACGCGAACAACCAGCACCACCACUACCAACUCCGCUGCAGUAUUGGAUGGAGACGUAGACGCAAACGUCGUGGAGGCCCAGGAGGCAGUUCCUGUGACAGUUACAAUCAUGUCGGGCGUUGCCAUCACUUUGACUCUAGACUCGGCAGCUACAGACGCGUCCAUUAUCGUGAGCACGCUGACUGAGCCGCUCAGCACUGGCAGCUUCUCCACCAUCUUUGCGACGACGCUCACAAACAGCGCAACAGCCACAGCCACAGCGACUACAACGAUUGGAACAGACACCACAGCGACCGGCACAGCGACCAGUACUGCAACCUCGGCCGCCGCCACAUCCACUUUCUCAGUUUCUGACCAGGCGCUUGAUUUCGCCCGUGUCGCCGUAUUGUUCAUCCUCCAGUCCGAGACUGUGCAGGAUGCUGUGACGGCACAAUCAUCGCUGCAGAAGUUCUUUACGUCUGCUGCCUCAACUGAUGGCGUGACGAUUGAGCAGGCCAGAAACCUUACUGUUGGAGGCACAAAUACGGUAGACCUUGUCAACUUUGCUGUGAGCGUGUAA
Pestalotiopsis fici W106-1 is the source of this 2499-nucleotide messenger RNA. RefSeq lists its product as uncharacterized. The record is from RefSeq and is a predicted model, not a curated record. The transcript is spliced from 2 exons. NCBI's taxonomy places the organism in Eukaryota, Fungi, Ascomycota, Sordariomycetes, Amphisphaeriales, Sporocadaceae. Bases 1 to 2499 code for a protein of 832 amino acids.